Pseudozyma hubeiensis SY62 is the source of this 279-nucleotide messenger RNA. RefSeq lists its product as hypothetical. The coding region runs from base 1 to 279 and encodes 92 amino acids. The transcript has a single exon. NCBI's taxonomy places the organism in Eukaryota, Fungi, Basidiomycota, Ustilaginomycetes, Ustilaginales, Ustilaginaceae. The record is from RefSeq and is a predicted model, not a curated record.
AUGACGCUUCUGCCCUUAUGUACUUGGCCUCGGACAGUCAUCGUGCGCAGCGCAGACCCGUUCGCCAAAUCGACACGAAGCGGGGACAAGCGGUCGAGCAUCGACCUCCCCGCCUCAACUCUGCCGGCACCUCGACCGGGGAAACCAAGGCACCCACCAGCGACCGCGCAACGGCCCACGAGCAAAAGUGGAUUGAUGCAACGCAUUCGCCGUGACAGGCUGCGGCCACAUGACCGCAGAAUGACCGAAGUCAAAAGUGGUCGGUGGGGCGGUACAUGA